AUGACAACAGAGAACAGGGAGAUCAUGGAAGCCCGGGGGGCAGGAGAAAGCUGCCCGACCGUCCCCAAGAUAGUGCCUGAUGACCCCAUGUCUGAAGGGAAGUCCAGGGCUGCUUUGGAGGCAGAGUGCCCUAAACCAGACUCUUCCUACAACAACCUGGAGGAGACAGCAACUCGUGAAGACAGAGGCUGCUCAGGGUCUCCUAAGUUGCUGUCCCCCAAGGCUGGCCCCACCACCAAGGGCCAGGCGGGUGAUGGACCUGAACUCGCAGAGAGGCUCCUGGCCCCAGGGACCCCAGGAACCCCAGGAACCGAGCGCGUUGCUGAGAUGGAGCUGGAGAAGGCACGCAUGGAGUUUGAGCUCACGCGCCUCAAGUACCUGCACCAGGAGAAUGAGCGGCAGCGGCAGCACGAGGAGGUGAUGGAGCAGCUGCAGCAGCAGGCGGCGCCCCGCCUGUUCUCGGGAGGCUUCCAGGACCUCCUGCACCCCCAGAACCAGUUUGCCAUGUUCCUGUACUGCUUCAUCUUUAUACACAUAAUCUAUGUCACCAAGGAGAUGAUCUUCUUUCUCUUCUCCAAGCACUACCUGUUCUGCAUCGCGGCCAUUUUGCUCUGUUUGAUUAAAACUCUAUGGUCAUACUUCUAA
Molecule: messenger RNA, 645 nt
Organism: Molossus molossus (Pallas's mastiff bat)
Lineage: Eukaryota; Metazoa; Chordata; Mammalia; Chiroptera; Molossidae
Gene: TMEM247
Product: transmembrane protein 247
Exons: 3
Coding region: 1-645 (214 amino acids)
Cellular component (GO): endoplasmic reticulum
Source: RefSeq, a predicted model, not a curated record